CAUCCAAAUGCAGCAUCCGCAGAAACCUGCCGCCGGACACCCUGAAAGCAACAAGCUUGACUGGACCAAAGGCUGCUGCAGUGCCGUACGCGCCGCACGCUGACGGGAAUAGCGACCAAACCGGGUGAUUUAUCCUCACUGAACGCCGGUGUGAACUGAACUGGAGGAAGGAAGAUGUCAGCGGUUUAUAAAGAUGACCAGGAGGACUGGCUGACAGUGUGUCUCAAGUACCUGCUCUUUGUUUUCAACUUUCUCUUUUGGGUGGGUGGAGCUGCUGUUUUGGGUGUUGGAGUCUGGACACUGGUGGAGAAGAGUGACUACUUGAGUCUGCUGGCCUCCAGCACUUUUGCUGUCUCUGCAUAUAUCCUCAUCCUGGCUGGUGGCCUGGUGGUGGUUACGGGCUUCUUGGGCUGUUGUGCUGUCAUCCGGGAACAGAGAAGCUGUCUGUCCACGUAUUUCUUCUGCCUGCUGUUGAUCUUCUUGAUUGAACUGGUGGCUGGAGUUCUGGCUUAUGUAUACUACCAGAGUCUGAGUGAGGAGCUGAAGCAGCAUCUCAACCAGACUAUGACAGAGAACUACGCCCAGCCAGGGAAGGAGACCGUCACAUUAGCAGUGGACAGACUACAACAGGAUUUCAAGUGCUGUGGCAGCAACAACUCCCAUGAUUGGAUGGUGAGUGUAUACAUUUCGUCAAAGCAGGCAGAAGGCAGGUUUGUGCCUGAUAGCUGCUGUAAGACCAUCACCCCUCACUGUGGCAAGAGAGAUCACCCCUCCAAUAUCUACAAGGUGGAGGGUGGAUGCAUCACUAAGCUGGAGCGGUUUCUGGCGGACCACCUGUUGGUCAUUGGUGCUGUGGGAAUAGGAGUAGCCUGUCUGCAGAUCUGUGGGAUGGUGUUCACCUGCUGCUUGGACAGAAGAAUCAAGAUGGACUCUUACUGAGGACACCAGGCCCCCAACACACCACCUUCAACUGGAAAUGGAACAAUGACCUACUGAAACCUGACUUUAACCUCUGAAUUUCGAACUGACCUGGAGAUGUAAGCAAAAUACACGGACAUGUUUCAGGUCCAACCACAUUGCAGCCAGAAACACAUUGGGCCAAUGAGCAGCCAGGCUGAUUUGUGGUUCCUUUUUACGGUAUUGUACUUCAAUUACACUGUACUUCAAUCCAGGCUUAUACAUCUCUGAUACCUGACUGAGAUCUAGGCUUCCUGGAACAUCAUGUCUGGUUGCAUCAUUGCCUUGGCUGAGAUGCAUGCUUUAGUUUGAGCAGGACUGAAGAAAGGGCAGGGCGAUCCUUACUCGCAUUCUACUCAAUUAAUGAUAAUGCAAACUGAUUUACGAUGUUUUGACCGUGCAGAAUUAUAUAAUAGGGUUUUCUGGCUAUUCUAGUGCUUGAGUAAGCUGAGUGAGAACACUGUGCACACUGGUGUUAAUGGCGAAAGGUAACUUACAGUUGUACCCUCUGUAAACGAAAUGUGCCUCUUUCACAAUUCUGAUGGUAAAUGAUUAUGUAAAGUAUUCAUUCUGUACCUGAAAACUUUAAAGGGAGCUUGCAUGCACUGUGACAAACGGCAGCAAAUUAAAUAUAGUUUACUAUCUUUAUAUUUGUAUUUAUCUCUGUAUUGCUGACAAUAGCACUAAAUUUUGAACUGUAUGAUGGUUAUUAAGCUUAACAGGGCAAUACUGGUAAUACUUAAAUGUAUGGCUACGAAAAUAAAGCAUUUCCAGACAGUUCAGUAAGUAAAAGGAAAAGUGAAAGUCAUUUUGUUUGCCAGAUCGCUGAAUUUAUGACUCCACCUAGUGGUCAUCAUUGAUCAUAUACUUCACUUUGUGCGCUAUUAUAACUACAUGCUGCACUUAGUUCUAAUACCAUAUUAUGAAAUUCAGAAUUUAAUGAUCUAUUAAAAGUAACUAUUUAUCUCGAUGUGUGAUACUAAGAUAUAUAUACAUUUCACCUUCUGUGAACUUUAGGUUUAAUUCCAUACUUUCCUUAACACAUUGACGUUUCAUUCCCUGCAGUGAAGAUGUUUACCUUUCUAAGAGCCAAAGAAACCAAGGACUAUUCAAAAUAUUGAUCUGCAUAAAUAAAUAUAAAUAAAUGUUUCCAUUAAGAAACUGCAUCGUGUAAAA
Messenger RNA from Xiphias gladius (swordfish), 2133 nucleotides. RefSeq names its product tetraspanin 11 (gene tspan11). The transcript has 8 exons. Lineage: Eukaryota; Metazoa; Chordata; Actinopteri; Istiophoriformes; Xiphiidae. Bases 175 to 939 code for a protein of 254 amino acids. The record is from RefSeq and is a predicted model, not a curated record. Gene Ontology annotation, cellular component: membrane.